AACUCAGCCUACUUCGUCAACUUGGUUCACAACAUCUAAAGGGGGAUACUACAUGCCAUCACAAUGCUAUUUCAUAACCAUCAACAACCAUUGAAAGCUCCUAAUGGAUACAAAACUGAAGUUUACUUUUCCAAUUGGUCAGUCUAUCAACGAUCUCACUUUGCUAUUGAUAUUCCCAUCAAGUACUACACCCACAUAUUCUACGCCUUCAUCCUCGUGGAUCAACAGACUGGCAGAUUGAAGUUCUCUGAUGAAUGGUGUGAUUUACAAAUGCCACUCAAAUCAGCAACCGGCGCUCCAGUAGUGGGCAACUUGCAACAGUUAUUCCUGAUGAAGCUUGCAAAUCGUCAUUUGAAGGUGAUUAUGUCAAUUGGUGGAUGGGGAACUUGUCACUUGUUUGAAGCCGUCAUGUCUGAUAAACAGAAGUUGGCAAACUUUAUCGACUCAGCUGUGGAGUUUGUCCAUGAGUACGGGUUUGACGGAGUGGAUAUUGACUGGGAAUACCCCAAGAACGACAAAGAUGCACGAAACUAUGUUGAAUUAUUACGAGGAUUAAGACUGAAAUUACCCAAUCAAUUCUCAUUGUCCAUUGCUGCCCCUGCAGGUGCUGAAAACGUCAUGGUCUUGCGGAUUAAAGAAAUGGACCAAUACUUGUCGUUUUGGAAUUUGAUGUGCUACGACUUUGCUGGCGAGGGUUGGAGCAAACGCACCGGGUUUCAUUCAAACUUGUUUGGCAAUAAUGGAGACAAUGAGUUGAAUGCGGAUAAUGUGGUUGAACACUACAAGAGAAUGGGAGUUGACUCGUCCAAGUUGAUUCUUGGAAUGCCAAUGUAUGGCCGGGUCUUUCAUGGAGUCGCCAAGCCUGAAAUAGGUCAUCUGUUUUCUUCCAGUGUCAGAAAGGGUCCCGAUGUAAUUGAUACUGAAAUUGUGGAUUAUAAACGAAUUCCACUAGACACAGAAGUGUUUGAUCCUCGAAAAGUGUCGGCUUGCAACUACACGGGUAGCUCGCAACAGUUUAUUGUUUAUGACAAUGCUCAAUCAGCAAGGAUUAAAGCUGGCUAUACACGUUCCAAACAAUUGGGUGGGGGUAUGUGGUGGGAUUCCUGUGGAGAUUCACCAGACCCUGCUAAGUCAUUGGUUAUCAACUAUGUUGACCAAUUGGGAGGAAUUGACGUAUUGGAUAAAUCAGAUAAUGUAGUAUCUUAUCCUACCAGCAAGUAUCUCAAGGAUUUGUUAAAGUAAAAGGUUUAUAUAUUGGAAUAUGAAAAAAUAGAACAAAAAGACUUAGUAUACAAAAUUGGAUUCUUUCAAUAUCCAUGUAAGAUACAAAAACUAUUCUAACUACGCUUGUAAAAGCACUACUUAUUACACUAAAGAAUUGAAUCCAUUCUUGCAAAUACACUCAAAACAGCUGCGAUCAAUUCCAAUUGUAACUCAGAAGCUGAUGACUUUUCAAUCUCGUCAUUGACUUCUUGUCCCAAGUUCAAACCUACUCCUAAUGGGCUUUGGUUUUGUCUUAGGUUGAAUGGAUAUUCGCUGAAGUCAUUAAGUAACUCAUCAGCCCUGGCAAAUGCUUGGUCUCUCUUAUCGUAAUUCAAAGACAAUAACACAUUUUCCAACACAUUAGCAGCAUAUGCCCCACAUACCAAGGAAAUUGAUCUCAAGUAUCUGUAUGAAGUAUCCUUAGGGAAUUGGUCGUUGGCAACAGCAUCUAAAUCAACGGAUCUUUGUACCAACAAGUUCAAAAUUCUAUUUUUGAUAAAUUCCUUGGAUAACUUAUCAGCAACUGGAUGGGUGGCCAUGUCAAACAAAAAGAAGUUUUUACGUUCAGUUCUGAGAAUCCCCUUGUCUACAAGGCCCUUGGCUAAUCUCUCUCUAACUUGUUUCAAUUGAUAGUUGAUCUUCAUUAAGUUCCAAGUUUCACCACUUAACAAAUCAAUCCAGUUAGUAACCGACAAAUUGGAUUCGUCUCCCUUCAUUAUUUUCAAGGCUUCGUCAAGCAAAACUUCACCGGUGGGCUCACUGUCAAUGACUUCAACCAAACGGUCGCUCAAUUCAAACCUACGUCUAGCUGGAUCGUUAACCAAAGUAAUCUUAUUACGGAAAGCCAAUUCCAAUAAAAUACAACCCCUUAAAGUGUAUGAGAUAUUGUCAUUCCAAAACGACAAGUAUCCUUCCUUAUCCUUUAAGCCAAUCAACAAUACUUCUUCCAUCAAGGUCAAAAGAGGUAUUUUUAAAUUGGUAUCGCGAUCUUCUAUAUCACGGGAAUCGUAGCCAAUUUUGUGGUGAUUUUCCGAGGAGGCAGGGCCCACACCGGAAUUAGCAGUUCUAUCUUCAUCAAACGAGUCUGAUGUUCUUGGUUUUGGAGUGGAUGACUUACCAGCUCCACGACGUCUCUGCAAACCUGAUGAUGACAUUAUUCUGUAGCUGUUGUAGGUGUUGUAGGUGCGUGUGGUUACGUGUUGUUAUCUGUCAAACAAAAAAAAAGGGAAUGAAAGAUCGAGAUAUGAUUAUGCUUUCGACUGGGGCAAUUGGUGGUGGUAGAAAUCAGGAUUGGUCUAAUUAAGAUGGAUACACGCUAUCUAUUAUAUUAUUUCCGUUCCUCCAGUGCAAGUUCUUUCAGAGUAUUUCCUUUUGGGAGUCGAAACUACGUUACUUUUUAAUUGGGUGUUU
Molecule: messenger RNA, 2673 nt
Organism: Spathaspora passalidarum NRRL Y-27907
Lineage: Eukaryota; Fungi; Ascomycota; Pichiomycetes; Serinales; Debaryomycetaceae
Gene: CHT4
Product: putative chitinase
Exons: 1
Coding region: 64-1242 (392 amino acids)
Biological process (GO): carbohydrate metabolic process; chitin catabolic process
Cellular component (GO): extracellular region
Molecular function (GO): chitin binding; chitinase activity
Source: RefSeq, a predicted model, not a curated record